AAAAAAAAUACGAGCUGGAUGAAUUGGCCCUUAAAAUGGGACAUGAAGUUGUACGGUUACCACCUUAUCAUUGUCAGUACAAUCCAAUCGAAAUUAUAUGGGCACAAGUUAAGGGACAAGUUGCAUCUAAAAAUACAACAUUUAAGAUGGCUGAUGUUGAAAAAUUAAUGCACGAAGCAAUAGAUUCGGUGAAAAAAGAAAAUUGGGUAAAUUGCGUUCGUCAUGCUGAAAGAAUACAGGACGAAGAUUAUCAAAAGGAAAAACAUAGAGAAGUAAUUUUAGAGCCCAUUAUUCUCACAAUACGACCAGGUGACAGCAGUAGUGAUGACGACGAUGAAGAAGACGACAUAUAAUUUAUUUGUGUAAUAUGUAUAUACCUACUUUAAUUUAAAUUAUUUUAUAUUUGUGUUUCUUAAAA
This is a messenger RNA of Sipha flava (yellow sugarcane aphid), 418 nucleotides long. RefSeq lists its product as uncharacterized. Gene Ontology annotation, molecular function: nucleic acid binding. NCBI's taxonomy places the organism in Eukaryota, Metazoa, Arthropoda, Insecta, Hemiptera, Aphididae. The record is from RefSeq and is a predicted model, not a curated record.